ACCCCCCCCUUCUCUUUCUCAAAUCAUACAUCACAGCAAACCGAGAGUAUGUCUGCAGACCAACAACUCGCCGUCUUUCUCGGGGACAAGAUCCUCGCGCAAGCGCACGUCUCUGACCUCACGCACGUCGAGGGAAACUGGUAUUUCCCCGACCACGCGCUUGUGGACAGGGGCCGAUACACCCAAAGCGAGACGACUACACACUGUCCUUGGAAAGGAGAUGCCGGUUAUUACAACUACAAAAGCGAUGAUGGGGAGAUCAAAGAUAUCGCAUGGUUCUAUCCGACUCCCAAGAAUGGUGCGGAGGAGGUAGAGGGGCGGGUGGCGUUUUAUAUCGGGAAGGUACCUGGUUUGAGGACUGGGGAUCCACCCGUCUAGUCUCCUUGACUGGAGAAAGAAUUGAAAGCUCGAGAUUAUGGAGGUUGAAAGUGAUAGUCGCGAGUUUACGCCUGUUGUUUAGGUGGAUGGACCCAAGAGGUUGUGUUUCAGUAUCUAAAGAGUCUUAAUGUCACAACAUAAAUAUUUGAGAAGAAGAAGUCUUCGAAUGAAGUUCGUG
Cryptococcus amylolentus CBS 6039 is the source of this 556-nucleotide messenger RNA. RefSeq lists its product as hypothetical. Lineage: Eukaryota; Fungi; Basidiomycota; Tremellomycetes; Tremellales; Cryptococcaceae. The coding region runs from base 49 to 378 and encodes 109 amino acids. The record is from RefSeq and is a predicted model, not a curated record. The transcript is spliced from 4 exons.